UUUAAUUACCAUAUGUAGCUUUACUUGUGUAACUAAAUUACGUUCUGACUCAGGGCAGGAGGUGGGAGAAGAGGAUGAAAAAAGGGCGGAAUACUGAAGACCGCGGUAUUCUGUGCUCAGCCCUUGGGGUCCAGGAUUCCGGGAGAGCCCAGGGCAGCUCCCCGAUCCCGUCCGGCCGGGCCCCCUGGCGGCAACGCGAGACCCGCAGAGCGGAGGCGGAGGCGGGUGCGGAGGCGGAGGCGGAGGUGGGGGUGAGCCCCGCCCAGCCGCGCACCCGGCCGUUGCCUUGGCAGCCGCGCCCCGCGUGGCGGAAGCUCACAAUCAGCCAGUCCCUGCGGCUCCCAUCCCGCCUCCUGCGCUCAUCUGCCCGCACGCUCGUCCUCCGCGGACCCCGGGCCCAUAGACACACGCACCCGGCCCUGCUGCCCCGCGCGCCACCUCGCCUGCUCUGCCCAAAGGGACACCAUUCACGCCUGAACGUCUCCGCCAGGCUCCAGGAGCCCAAGGUUGCGGUUGGGCCCGCGCCGAGCGUCGGAGUACAAGAGCAGGAGCCGCCCGGGUCGCCCCCCGCAGGCCCAGGCUCUUAGAUGCCCAGAGAUCCGUGUCUCCUGAUCGUCCUGACGCCUAAGAGGUUUUAACUCCGAAUGCCCAAAGAUUGAUGAUCUACACUACCCACCCAGUCUGGACCUCAUCCUAAGUGCCCCAUCUCAGAAACAGUUUUAGUUUUUGUCCAGAAAGUGUUUUCAAGGAGCUGGUCAGGCAUGGCUUUAGCAGAUAAAAGACUUGAGAACUUACAGAUCUACAAAGUUCUUCAGUGUGUGCGGAACAAAGACAAGAAGCAGAUAGAGAAGCUGACCAAGCUUGGAUACCCGGAACUAAUCAAUUUUACAGACCCCAUUGAUGGACUUAGUGCUUUGCACUUAGCCUCGGUUUCCAACGAUAUUGAUAUGGUCAGCUUUCUCCUUGACCUUGGUGCUCACCCUGAUGUGCAAGACCGAAUGGGCUGUACUCCCACCAUGAGGGCUGCAGAACUGGGCCAUGAAUUGUCGAUGGAAAUACUGGCAAAGGCAAAGGCUGAUAUGACUAUAGUUGAUAAUGAAGGAAAAGGCGUUUUGUUUUACUGCAUUUUACCGACUAAACGGCAUUAUCGCUGUGCUCUGAUUGCCCUUGAACAUGGUGCAGAUUUCAACAAUUCUACCUAUGAAGGAAAGCCAAUAUUCCUUAGAGCUUGUGAAGAAGCACAUGAUGUUAAAGAUGUAUGCCUGACACUUUUGGAAAAAGGAGCCGAUCCCAAUGCAAUCAAUCCAUCCACAGGCCGCACGGCUUUAAUGGAAGCAUCAAGAGAAGGGGUGGUGGAAAUAGUUCGAGGCAUAUUGGAAAGAGGAGGUGAAGUGAAUACAUUGGACAAUGACAGGCAUCACGCCGCUCAUUUUGCUGCGAAAGGAGGCUUUUUUGAUAUAUUGAAGCUUCUUUUUGCCUACAAUGGAGACAUGGGACUGAUUUCGUUAAAUGGGAACACACCACUUCAUUAUGCUGCCAUGGGUGGUUUUGCAGAUUGCUGUAAAUAUAUAGCCCAGCGAGGAUGUGACCUGAAAUGGAAGAAUUUAGAUCAUAAAACGCCCAGGGCUGUGGCUAAGGAAGGCGGCUUCAAAGCAGCAAGCAAAGAGAUACGCCGAGCAGAGAGAACUGCUAAUAAACUAGCCAGGCCAGGAGCCAAAAACCCAAAUCCCCUCUGGGCCCUUAGACUGCACGAUUGGUCCAUAGAACGUGAGGCUUUCCUGCGGGAAGCCUUUUCUGCUGUUGACAGGGGCGACGGGAGUGUCAGCAAGAAUGACUUCGUGAUGGUGUUGGAGGAAAUGCAAGAUUAUGCAAGCUCAGAGCAGUUGGCUGCCAUCGCCCAACUUCAUGAGAAAAUCCGGGGAGGAGGAGUCAAUAUUAAUGAAUUCUUUAAAGGAACCAGAUAUUUAAGCAAGUCUUUUGUUUUAGGAUCCUAUGGACCUAAGAAAAAGAAAAAAGGGAUGGGCAGAAAAGGAAAGAAAGGUAAAUUUGUCUUACCCCUUCCAAUCUGUGUCAUUCCUGACAACGCGUUUCCACGCCGGCAGGAUGGUGGGCCACCGUAUUACAUGAUUGAGACCUACAACAAUGUCACUGAUAGCAGCCGGUUUAACAGAGAUCAUCCCCCAGAACAUCCCAUUCAGGAUGACUCUGCUUGGUACAUUGAUGAUUCAGAGAAGGCAUUUUCAAACAUUAAUAUUAUCACCAAGGCAGGGGAUCUAGCUUCUCUGAAAAAGGCCUUUGAAUCAGGAAUACCUGUGGAUAUGAAGGAUAAUUAUUACAAAACUCCACUAAUGACGGCGUGUGCAAGUGGAAACAUAGAUGUGGUCAAGUUUCUUCUUGAAAAAGGAGCUAAUGUUAAUGCAGCAGAUAAUUUUCUGUGGACUCCACUUCAUUUUGCAUGCCAUGCAGGCCAACAAGACAUUGUUGAGCUUCUUGUUAAAUCUGGGGCUUUAAUAGAUGCAGUUUCAAUCAACAACUCAACUCCUUUAAGUAGAGCCAUUGAAAGCUGUAGACUGGAUACUGUGAAAUACCUACUUGAUAUUGGUGCUAAAUUCCAGCUGGAAAAUAGAAAAGGGCAUACUGCCAUGGACGUUGCAAAGGCAUAUGCCGAUAACAGAAUAAUUGGUCUGAUUAAAGAAAAGCUAGAUAACUUGCAAAAAUCAGCAGAAACUCAAAAACUAAAAGGCAAGACUCCUAUACUGAAGACUGAAGGCCCUGAAAUUAAGAAAGAAGGGGAACCACUGUCAUCAAUUUAUGCUGUACCAACCAUAUCAGAGGGAAAGAAAGUGCCAAGGGAUAGUGUGGUUCAUCUCAAUUCAUUGAUUACCAGUGGUUAUACCAAGAAGGUGGAUAUCACAUUUAUUCCACGGAGGAUUUGGAGUCCUGAAGCCACAACAGCAGAGCUGAUCAGGAAGAGGGAACUACGGCGGGAGAGGUUUACAUGGGAAGUGGACUUCGAUGAUUUCAUGAUGCCUUUUCAGAAGAACAUCACAGAAAAAGCUCGAGCAAUGAAAGCUGCCUUGAAGACCUAAGUCACAGCAGUUACUUCUUGGGAUAAACGCUUUGGGACCCAGGGACCAAUCUUUGGAGAGAGUAGAGAUUUCCAUUCAAGCCAGAGCAAUCCAUACAGCAAGAACCUGUUACCAAAUAUUUCUUCUUGCUUUAACAACGAUAAAUAUUCUGAGCUGUCUAGAGAAAAGAUGUAUGUUAUUUUGAGAUGAAUGCUAUGUCAUUCUGGAUAAAUCCCCUAACCCCUUUAUGUAGGUAGUGAAUUACAUGGCAUGUGGGUUAUAAACAUUACAGUCAAAAGAUUUACCAAGUCUACACCAUUAUACUGGUCUCAAACUCCUGAGCUCAAGAAAUCCUCCCAACGUGCCUGCCCAAAGUGCUGGGAUUAUAGCUGUCAGCUACUGUGCCAAGCCUGCUUAUUAAAUAUACAUUUCUAGUGGAAAUUGAUGAAAACAAUUUAGGUUUUAGAAAAAACAGCAAUAUUUAAUCUUUUAAGGAAGGAGUUUAUUUCUCACAUGCUAUUAUAAAGUGUGUGUAUCAGAUACCUUGGGUUGAAUAUACUUUCAACAGCCCUAGCUAUUAAAAGCCCUAGCCCUAGAUACAUAGCCCUAGCCCUAGAUUAAUAGAUAUUAGGUUGGUGCAAAAGUAAUUGCAAUUUUUACCAUUACCUUUAAUUACAGCAAAAAUCACAAUUACUUUUGCUUCAGCCUGACAGCUAGCUAGCUAGAAAGACAGACUAAGUGGCAGACAGAGAGACAGAUAGAUGAUUGAUUGAUAGAUCGAAAGAUAGAUAGAUGAAGAGAUUUAUUGCAAAGAGUUGGUUUACAUAAUUUUGGGGCCUGGAUGGUCAAGUGCUAAAUUUGUAGGGUAGGCUGUCAGGAAGUACAGGCUGGAAACAUGCAGGAGCUGUCCCUGAAGUCCAGAAGUGGAAUUUCUUCUUCAUCACGGAAACCUCAGUUUUGUUCAUAUCCCUAAAUACUUCAGUAUGUGUUUCCUAAAAGAAAAGGCAUCCAUUUACCUAAUCAGAUUACGAUUGUCAAAAUUUCAACUGUUGUUAAAGUGACUGAUGGGAUCAGGUCCAUCUAAAUUAUCUAAGACAAUCUCCUUUACAUAAAGUCAGUGUUGGUUGCAUAUACACAAUUCCUUCACCGCAACACCUAAGAUUUGUAUUUGAUUGAGUUACUACUUACUAUAACCUAGCCAAGUUGAGACAUAAAAUUGACUAUCUCUGGAGGUGUACUCUGGAAUAACAAGCUAGCUGAGGCAUUACUCACACCAGGAAAUGCAGUGGGUACUAAACAGGAGCUCCAAAAAUAACCAAUGUCCCACUGACAAAAAAAGUCACUUUAGAAUCUGUCUUACCAGAAGGCACUAACUCCAGAUUACAACUUGUCAGUCACAUAUGGAUUAAACCCCUUUCUCUAACCUCCUCCCUCUCUUUCCAACCUUGGAGAAGACUUUCUCAGGAGCCAGACAUGGAGGAGAAGGGAAGAGAGAGAGUGAAGCAGGUAACCAUGUCCACCUCUUUGGAGGAGACAGACCUAAACAGGGGUUGCUUACAAGCAUUGUCAUUUGGAGCCAGGAGAUUUGCUAUUACAACUGCAUUUUGUCUUUAUGUAAGGUUUUGUUUUCAUUUUUUGUUAUUUUUCUUUUGACUUAAUUUCAUAUUUAUGGAAAGUUGCAGUAAUUUUACAAAGAACUCCUAUAUGCCCUUUACCCAGAUUACCUAAAUCUUAACCACUUAUUACAUUUGUUUAUCUCCUUCUCCCUCUACAUAUAUGUGUGUGUUAUGUUUAAUUUUCUUCCCCAAUUGUUUGUCAGUUGAAGACUUGAUGUUCUUUCCCACUAAAUAUUUCAUCGUAUUUCCUAAAAUCACAAUGUUCUUUUGCAUAACAAUAUUACCAUUGGCAAAAUAAGGAAAUUAACGCUUAAAUGAACUAUUUAAUCUAUAGACUUUAUUCAGAUUUUGCUAUCUGUCUCAAUAAUUUCCUAUGUACUCCCAGGUCAUAAAAUACAUUCACUUGUCGCAUCUCUUUAGUCUCUUGUAGCUUAGAACAGUCUAUUUUUCCUUGCUUGUUUGUUUAUGACAGUAUAUAAGAAUACAAGCCAGUUAUCCUGUAAAAUGUCUCUCAACUUUGGUUUGCCUUAUAUGUCUUCAAAAAUAGAUUCAGGUGAUGCUUUGGGGCAGUGCUACAGACGUCAUUGCACCCUUCUCGGUACAUCAUAUCAGGAGGCACAUGCCGUUGAGACAUGAUGUAAACUUUGUAAACUUUAACUGCAUUUGAAGUUGAGAGAAACGCAAAUUAAAGUAAAGAUGCAGUAAUAAAUCAUAAUUGCAUUAAAUUAACUGUAGUACAUACUGUACAACUGUAAUAAUUUCAUAGCCACCUGUUGCUAUUGUGUUGAGUUCAAAUGUUGUCUUUUCUCAACUUUGUUGUAAGAAUACAAUAUAUAUAACAUAGUGAA
Callithrix jacchus (white-tufted-ear marmoset) is the source of this 5532-nucleotide messenger RNA. RefSeq names its product ankyrin repeat and EF-hand domain containing 1 (gene ANKEF1). Gene Ontology annotation, molecular function: protein binding; calcium ion binding. Lineage: Eukaryota; Metazoa; Chordata; Mammalia; Primates; Cebidae. The record is from RefSeq and is a predicted model, not a curated record.